AUGCUGCGCCGCUCAAUGUCGCUGCGCUAUGCAGCCACCAUUACCCUGAUCGCUGGGAUAAUGCUCCUGAUAGCCUCCCCCAUGCAUGGUCAGAGCGUUGCCACCGUUGCCGCCCCUCCGCCCUGUGACGACCAUGGCACUACCUACAUUGUCAACCUCGAUGAAGCAACGCCUGGCAUGCUCCGUUACCAGGGUACCAGCUCUUGCGUCUCCAAUGACACUGCAUCGAUCAUGAUUGUGAAGGAUCCUGAUCUUCCUCAUGCUGUGGUGCCCUUGGGUGAGUGGAGAUACCUGGUGAGUGUUCACAGCCCCACGCCGGCAACGAUCACACUGAAUGCGAUGUGUGGCAACACGGUCAAGUGUCAGUCGAACGUCACCUAUGUUGUGUCGCAGGCAAUGGUGUCGUCUUCCUCCUCCGCGCUGUUACCGUUCUCAUCGCAGUCUUUGAGUUCCUCGGAAAGUGUGCUGCCAGGUCCCACGUACCCACUGUGCUCGCACGCAUCCAAGGUGCGCACAUGCCCAGUGGACGGGGUGUUAGCUGAUAGCUUCCCGAUGGACAUGCAGGACAGCAGCUGCGCCUACACGACGACCAUCUCACUUGAGCCGCAUCUCGGCACUGUGACGCUAGCCUUGUCGGGACUCUUCUACACCUACACCCCCCCCAGCACCCCCACGGUCGGCGACAUCACCUCGCUUGCCUACACCGUUCAGUGCAAUGGCGCUACCGUGUGUGCCGAUGUAGUGUCCGUGGUUCUGGGGCCUGCAUCAGGCACCACCCCGCCACCGGGGCCGCCAAGCACGCUGCCGUCCUGCUCGCACAACAGCACCGUCAACAACUUCCUCAUCGGUGCGGUGUACUUUCGUGAGCUCCCGCUAGACUUGCAGGACACGAAGUGUGCGUACAAGGCGACAAUCGACGAUCCGUCUGUGGGCACGGCCGUCGUUACGGAGCCGUCAGACCCCACGAGCUACAUUUACAGCACGAGUCCCGGCACGGCGCCACAAGACACGAGCAUCCCGUACACCAUCUCGUGCAACGGCGUCAAUGUCUGUCAAGGCUCGGUACGAAUUCACCUGACGCUCGACACCCCUACUUGCCCGACCAGCGUCUCCGUUUUUAUUGUGCCCCCCGGCUCGUUGCUGCAGGGCACUGUGAACAGCGGCUCCGUGUGCAACACCGGCGCGAUUCCGUUGGCCGUGGUCCGCACCGCCGUGCCAGGCUUCACCCUCCAUGCGAAUGGCUCAUUCGUAUUCCAAGCCCCCGACACCGAGGCAGACGUGGUGGUGAUGGUAGUGAUGGAGUGCAGCGGGGUGGUUCUGUGCCAGACGAAGGUGGUGUUUGCAGUAUCCGCUUCAACAGUGGCGCCCACGCCGACGCCGACUACGGCGCCGAUCGAGGCGUGCCCCAAGUCAUUCCUAUAUGAAGUGCCGACUGGGGAGUCGAUCAACGGCGCCCUCGACGCGGUUCCUUCCUCUUCGUGUAACAGUACCACAUACCUACUCGUGAACCGCAGCAGCGACGUCAAGGGCGAUCUGAGCCUGAACCUUCUGGGUCAGUUCCGCUACACGGCGCCCAGCUUGCAGCGCGUCGAUUACGUCGUCGUAGACGUGUUCUGCGGCAAAGUGUUUUUGUGCCGUACAAAGCUGGAGUUUGUGGCCUACACCCCAGUUCCGACCCCUUCUCCGACCAGCUCACCGCUGCCGCCGUGUGCGAACGUGUAUUAUUACCAGACGACUCCAGGUGUGCUCAUAAGGUCGUCGCUGAACAAUGUGCCUGGGCAGGAUCCGUGUGCGCAUGGCCGCUACUUCAAGCUCAACGACGCUCCACAGGUGGGCACCCUCGAGUUGGCGCUGGCGGGAGACUUUCUCUUUCAUCCGCCAACGCAGGAGGGCCAGCUGUCCUUCACGUUCACUAUGUACUGCCUGGGCCAGCCUUUCUGCACCGGAACAGCCUACCUGCUGGUGUCGAAUGAGUGGACGCUGGGCCCGACACCAACACCCUCACCAAGCGAACCGGAAGGCGAUACCAUCAUCAGCAAGCAGAUCACCUGCCGCGGCACGUGUAACACGAAAGCCUGGAAGACGUACCCGAACACGAAGGUCUGGGACAUCACGCCUGGCACCGGUUACACCCGCAUGGAUGGCCGCCCGGUCGAUGGCGUGACCGUCACGUGGCGCAAUAACUCCCUUGUCGUCCUCGCUUACAGUCUGAUUGGCAACCUGGGCGCGCGCUUCCCCACCUUCGAGCUGAUUACAACGACCCCGAAGGCAUACAUGGAGCCAACGGACUUUGCCGACAGCGUUGCCGCUGGCUCUCUUAGUUUUGAAAUGAGCUGCCUGGCCAACCAAGGUCGCACUGGCAUGGGCGAGGAUGUGUGGAAGUGGACCAACCUGUCUCUCGCCUCUGGCACUGGCAGUGUCGGUGCCUACUACAGCUCCGGCAAGUCGUGGUACCAGAAGUUUGGGGGCAAGCACGUGAACUGCGACACUUUCACCGACCCGUGCACCUAUGCUCCGCUGCUGACGCCAGCGAGCUACAUGAACAGCUCUCUUGGCUUCUGGACGAUCGACGUGAAGGACUGCGAUGUCACGUGGGCAGGCAUGUUCCCGUUCAGCUCGAUGAAAAGGAUGGUGAAGCAUGACGGGUCGCCGGUGUGGACGUUUGCCGGUAGACUUCAGCUUGAGAGCACGCUCUACUCGGAGGCCGUGCAAGCGAGCUCGUGGGUCGAGCCUGGCCAGUUUGACGCGAACUACAGCGCGCACGACAUUCUUAUCAACCUUAACCAAUUCGUCACGGUGACCAAGUGGGGGGUGCAGAAGUCGCUGAUCUCCGUCGACGCGGAGCUCUUCACGUACGUGGACAACGAGACACACGACCAGGCGUUCGGCAUCAACAUGCUUGUCUACCCCUUCGUGGACUCGUACAUGACAACCAGCUAUGCCAGAGACCGCCAUGUGAGAGGCUUCAAGUGGAUAUCACAGGACUGGAUGUCGCCGAGCUCCGAGCAGUGCCCGACGUGCACCGGCUCGAAGACGAAGUGUGCGGCACCACUGGAGGGGGCGGACGUCUCCUACACGGGGCCUAACUUCCCGGAGGGCGACUGCCCAAAUGGUGAGGGCCGUGUGCACCUCUUCAAGGGGCCUGCCAUGAUGCGUGGCGAGUGCCCAGAUAACAAAAUGCACGUUUUCAACCAGUACGGCUUCUCACCGACGCAGAACUGUUAUACGACGUACCAGAACGUGACGCUGCGCGGUAUCGUGCCGGGAAGCAGCGGCCUCAACGAGACCCUCGCGCGCGCCUUCAGCUACGAGGGCACGGUGCAGCUCAUCCUGCUCAUGGACGACCACAGUUACGUGCGGGUCAACUUGCGCCUGUCCAUGUACGUCUCUCGACUCUCGAAGGAUGCACACCACAUCGAGGGUGGGAUCAGCACGUGCCGCAGCGGUAGCUACUGGCCGGUGCUAGACCCGCUCGGUUUCUCGCUGGCGUCGAACCCGUUUCCGCUCAGCGGCGCCGCGGUGAAGCCGUUGUGCAUUGACGACCUCAGUUCCUCGUACGGCCCAAGCGACUGGGCGCUCUUUACCCUCAACAUGCCUGGCGUUAAGCCGAGCGAGGUGACGGUGCGCAGCGUGUACGUGCUGCAUAACAACUCACGCAUCUACCUGAUCUACAAGGAUCCGAUCGAUGGUGCGCUUACGAUCCCGAGCAGCGGCGUUGACGGUGCCUGGUGGCAGUACAAGUAUCCCUUCCUCGCCUUCCGCGACUUGGCGGCCCAUGUGAAGAACAACAGCAUCACCUACAGCAGGCAGAUGGAGACUUCCGCGGCGGCGGCAAAUGUUGUGUACGCCUUCACCUUCAUCCCUGGCUCGCUCAACGUGGACACAAAUAUCGAGGUGGUGGUGGAUGCACUGAUCCAAUCCGAUGGGAUGGCGGCAAGCACGGUGGAGUUCCGCCGUGUACUGCACGUCGACCCGCUUCUGACGCAGCUCAGUCGCCAGGGCCCACCGCCGGAGGAUUUGUCCUCGCAGCGUGGGCAGGACAAGACGGACUUGUACGCCAUCGGCGCCACCGCUGGCGUGGCCGCAGCCCUGGUAGUCACCGUCAUCUUCUUUAUUUUAGCGGACAACAGCCGGCCUUUGCCCAAGUGGGUGCCGCGCGGCAAGCUCAUCAAGGAGACGGUGCUGUCUGUGCUGCCGGCUGGCUUGCGCGGGAAGAAAAAGCCCAAGCACGUAGUUCACAAGGACAUGUACGACGCGAUGAGAUCCGGCAGGUACUAA
This is a messenger RNA of Leishmania braziliensis MHOM/BR/75/M2904, 4278 nucleotides long. RefSeq lists its product as hypothetical. The coding region runs from base 1 to 4278 and encodes 1425 amino acids. The transcript has a single exon. Lineage: Eukaryota; Euglenozoa; Kinetoplastea; Trypanosomatida; Trypanosomatidae. The record is from RefSeq and is a predicted model, not a curated record.